Messenger RNA from Orycteropus afer afer, 2472 nucleotides. RefSeq names its product potassium calcium-activated channel subfamily N member 3 (gene KCNN3). Lineage: Eukaryota; Metazoa; Chordata; Mammalia; Tubulidentata; Orycteropodidae. Gene Ontology annotation, biological process: potassium ion transmembrane transport. The record is from RefSeq and is a predicted model, not a curated record. Gene Ontology annotation, cellular component: plasma membrane; neuron projection; neuronal cell body. Gene Ontology annotation, molecular function: calmodulin binding; small conductance calcium-activated potassium channel activity.
ACGCUCCUAGAGGACCACCUCCUGAGACAGAGUUCUUUUUUCCUCUCUUCUUCUUUCUCCAAGCUCCCCUUCUGCACUCCCUCCCUGCCCAGUACAAUGCAUUCUUGAGUGGCAGCGUUUGGACACCAGGCAGCCCCAGAGAACCGAAGCAAGCCAGAGAGAGGACUGGAGCCAAGACACUGGUGGGGGAGCUUGGAUGCCUGGCUUUCUUUGAGGACAUCUUUGGAGCGAGGGUGGCUUUGGGGUGGGGGGUUUUGCUGCAGGGAAUCCAGCCAGGCCCCAAGAUGGACACUUCUGGGCACUUCCAUGACUCGGGGGUGGGGGACCUGGAUGAAGACCCCAAGUGUCCCUGUCCAUCCUCUGGGGAUGAGCAGCAGCAGCAGCAGCAGCAGCAACAGCCACCACCACCACCACCAGCGCCACCAGCAGCCCCCCAGCAGCCCCCAGGACCCUCGCUGCAUCCUCAGCCUCCGCAGCUUCAGCAGCAGCAGCAGCAGCCAUCGCAUCCCCUGUCUCAACUCCAGAGCCAGCCCGUCCACCCUGGCCUGCUGCACUCCUCUCCCACCGCCUUCAGGGCCCCCCCUUCAUACAACUCCACCGUCAUCCUCCACCCUUCCUCCAGGCAAGGCAGCCAGCUCAAUCUCAAUGACCACUUGCUUGGCCACUCUCCAAGUUCCACAGCUACAAGUGGGCCUGGUGGAGGCAGCCGGCACCGUCAGGCCAGCCCCCUGGUGCACCGGCGGGACAGCAACCCCUUCACGGAGAUUGCCAUGAGCUCCUGCAAGUACAGCGGUGGGGUCAUGAAACCCCUCAGCCGCCUCAGCGCCUCCCGGAGGAACCUCAUUGAGGCCGAGCCUGAGGGCCAGCCCCUCCAGCUCUUCAGUCCCAGCAACCCCCCUGAGAUCAUCAUCUCCUCCCGGGAGGACAACCAUGCCCACCAAACCCUACUCCACCACCCCAACGCCACCCACAACCACCAGCACGCCGGCACCACCGCCAGCAGCACCACCUUCCCCAAAGCCAACAAGCGGAAAAACCAAAACAUUGGCUAUAAGCUGGGACACAGGAGGGCCCUGUUUGAAAAGAGAAAGCGACUGAGUGACUAUGCUCUGAUUUUUGGGAUGUUUGGAAUUGUUGUUAUGGUGAUAGAGACUGAGCUUUCUUGGGGUUUGUACUCAAAGGAUUCCAUGUUUUCGUUGGCCCUGAAAUGCCUUAUCAGUCUGUCCACCAUCAUCCUUUUGGGUUUGAUCAUCGCCUAUCACACACGUGAAGUCCAGCUCUUCGUGAUUGACAAUGGCGCGGAUGACUGGCGGAUAGCCAUGACCUAUGAGCGCAUCCUCUACAUCAGCCUGGAGAUGCUGGUGUGUGCCAUCCACCCUAUUCCCGGCGAGUAUAAGUUCUUCUGGAAUGCACGCCUGGCCUUCUCCUAUGCGCCUUCACGGACAGAGGCGGAUGUGGACAUCAUUCUGUCCAUCCCCAUGUUCCUGCGCCUGUAUCUGAUCGCCCGCGUCAUGUUGCUGCACAGCAAGCUCUUCACCGAUGCCUCGUCCCGCAGCAUUGGGGCCCUCAACAAGAUCAAUUUCAACACCCGCUUUGUCAUGAAGACCCUCAUGACCAUCUGCCCUGGCACCGUGCUGCUCGUGUUCAGCAUCUCGCUGUGGAUCAUUGCUGCCUGGACUGUCCGGGUCUGUGAAAGGUACCAUGACCAGCAGGAUGUAACUAGUAACUUUCUGGGUGCCAUGUGGCUCAUCUCCAUCACAUUCCUUUCCAUUGGUUAUGGGGACAUGGUGCCCCACACAUACUGUGGGAAAGGUGUCUGUCUCCUCACAGGCAUCAUGGGUGCAGGCUGCACUGCCCUCGUAGUAGCCGUGGUGGCCCGAAAGCUGGAACUCACCAAAGCAGAGAAGCAUGUUCACAACUUCAUGAUGGACACUCAGCUCACCAAACGGAUCAAGAAUGCUGCAGCCAAUGUCCUUCGGGAAACCUGGCUAAUCUAUAAACACACGAAGCUGCUAAAGAAGAUUGACCACGCCAAAGUCAGAAAGCACCAGAGGAAGUUCCUCCAAGCUAUCCACCAGCUGAGGAGCGUCAAGAUGGAGCAGAGAAAGCUGAGCGACCAAGCCAACACGCUGGUGGACCUUUCCAAGAUGCAGAACGUCAUGUAUGACUUAAUCACAGAACUCAAUGAUCGGAGCGAAGACCUGGAGAAGCAGAUUGGCAGCCUGGAGUCUAAGCUGGAGCAUCUCACUGCCAGCUUCAACUCCCUGCCCCUGCUCAUCGCAGACACCCUGCGCCAGCAGCAGCAGCAGCUCCUGUCUGCCAUCAUGGAGGCCCGGGGCGUCAGCGUGGCCGUGGGAACCACCCACACCCCUCUCUCCGACAGCCCAAUCGGGGUCAGCUCCACCUCCUUCCCAACCCCCUACACAAGUUCAAGCAGUUGCUAAAUAAAACUCCCCCCCUCCAGACGCGUUA